Messenger RNA from Anoplophora glabripennis (Asian longhorned beetle), 669 nucleotides. RefSeq names its product angiotensin-converting enzyme-like. Lineage: Eukaryota; Metazoa; Arthropoda; Insecta; Coleoptera; Cerambycidae. The coding region runs from base 16 to 639 and encodes 207 amino acids. The record is from RefSeq and is a predicted model, not a curated record. The transcript is spliced from 4 exons. Gene Ontology annotation, biological process: proteolysis. Gene Ontology annotation, cellular component: plasma membrane. Gene Ontology annotation, molecular function: peptidyl-dipeptidase activity; metallopeptidase activity.
UAUUCUUCCAUUGAUAUGUUCAGGCUGGCCGAAGAUUUCUUCGUCUCACUUAAUAUGAGUGCAUUGCCACUAGACUUUUGGCAAGGGUCAAUUUUUGAAGAACCUUUGGAUAGAGUUGUACUUUGUCAACCAUCUGCAUGGGACUUUUGCAACAGAAGAGAUUUUAGGAUCAAGAUGUGUACCAAUGUUAACAUGAAGGAUUUAAUAACAGCUCAUCAUGAAACAGCUCACAUUCAUUAUUUCAUGCAGUACAAGAAUCAACCAAAAGUGUUCAGAGAUGGAGCGAAUCCUGCUUUCCAUGAGGCAAUAGGAGAAGCAAUUGGAUUAUCAGUAAGCACUCCCAGACAUUUGCAAGCCCUAGGACUAGUGCAGCCUUCUGUGGAUGAUACCGCAGUUGAUAUAAACUACCUUUAUUCUAUGGCACUAGAAAAGGUUGCCUUUUUACCCUUCGCUUACGUAAUGGAUAAAUGGAGAUAUGACGUCUUCAAAGGUGAAAUUGGUAAAGAUCAAUAUAAUUGCCAUUGGUGGAGACUGAGUGAACAGUAUCAGGGAAUUAAACCUCCUGUAUUAAGAUCCGAAAUAGAUUUCGACCCAGGAGCGAAAUAUCACAUUCCAGCAAACAUUCCUUAUUUAAGGUAAGCAAUACUUUUUUUAUGUUAUUUAAAAGGA